This is a messenger RNA of Mytilus trossulus (common blue mussel), 636 nucleotides long. RefSeq lists its product as uncharacterized. The coding region runs from base 1 to 636 and encodes 211 amino acids. The transcript has a single exon. NCBI's taxonomy places the organism in Eukaryota, Metazoa, Mollusca, Bivalvia, Mytilida, Mytilidae. The record is from RefSeq and is a predicted model, not a curated record.
AUGGCAACAUGCCUUAAAUCAAUUGUGUUCUUGCCACCUCUCCAAACACUUCAACAGAAAGUACCUGAUUGCUUUAAAAACUUUAGUGAUACAAGAAUUGUUCUCGACUGUACAGAAAUAUCUAUAGAAACUCCAUCAGCAUUACAAAAAAAAUCACUGACUUAUUCCAGCUACAAAUCCCAUAAUACUUUUAAAUCACUAGUUGGUGUAAGCAUGACAGGAGCUGUUGUUUUCUUAACAAAUUUAUGGGACGGCUCAGCAUCUGAUGUGGUGCAUAUUACAAGAAACUGUGGCCUUCUUGAACUUUUAGAAGAAGGUGAUGCUGUAAUGGUAGACAAGGGUUUCAUUCACAUACAGUCAGAUUUCAAAAAAAAAGGAGUUAAAUUGUAUUGUUCACCAUUCAUGUCCGCUAAAAGGAAUCAGUUUUCGAAAUCUGAAGUUGAGUGUACAAGGAUGAUAGCGUCUGCCAGAAUUCAUGUGGAGAGAAAAAUGGAGCAGAUCAAGAACUUUCGCAUCUUACAAGGAAUAUUACCCAUCAGUUUGAGUUCAAAGGCUAACGCCAUAUUUUUGGAGUGUUCUGCUUUAACUAACUUAUUGCCUCCAGAAGGCAUUCUCUCAAUGCAAUUUUGUAUUUAA